Molecule: messenger RNA, 8086 nt
Organism: Dromiciops gliroides (monito del monte)
Lineage: Eukaryota; Metazoa; Chordata; Mammalia; Microbiotheria; Microbiotheriidae
Gene: GABRA3
Product: gamma-aminobutyric acid type A receptor subunit alpha3
Exons: 10
Coding region: 94-1719 (541 amino acids)
Biological process (GO): gamma-aminobutyric acid signaling pathway; regulation of postsynaptic membrane potential; signal transduction
Cellular component (GO): GABA-A receptor complex; synapse; dendrite membrane
Molecular function (GO): benzodiazepine receptor activity; transmitter-gated monoatomic ion channel activity involved in regulation of postsynaptic membrane potential; inhibitory extracellular ligand-gated monoatomic ion channel activity
Source: RefSeq, a predicted model, not a curated record
GCAAGGAGAAAAUGCCGGCGGGCCCCCUCUGUGUUGGCUCCCAACAUACAGAUGUUGUGCAUACUUUAACCAAAACAUCUGGACAGCUGCCUGAUGUGGGGAUGCUUUACCAAUCUGAGCCAACACAGACAGAUCUUGAGGGUUUGCAAAACACCUUUCCAACAUCUCCUAACUAGAGCCUCUCAACAACCCUCUGAGCUCUCCAGCUUUUCUCAUACAGGUCUUUCUGUGCUUUUCCCUGAGAAGAUGAAGUGCCCAGGGAUUCCUCCCAUAUGGGUCACUAGCCUUGGGCUUCUCCUCGUGAUGGCCACUCUCCCAACUGGAACUGGUCAAGAACGGAAAGAACCAGGAGAUUUUGUGAAGCAGGACAUUGGCGGGCUGUCUCCAAAGCAUGGGUCAGAUAUUCUGGAUGACAGUACUGACAACAUCACCAUCUUCACCAGGAUCCUGGACCGCCUGUUGGAUGGUUAUGACAACCGGCUAAGACCUGGGCUUGGAGACACUGUCACUGAAGUCAAGACGGACAUCUACGUGACCAGUUUUGGCCCUGUCUCUGACACAGACAUGGAGUAUACCAUUGAUGUGUUCUUCCGGCAGACCUGGCAUGACGAGCGUCUCAAAUUUGAUGGGCCCAUGAAGAUCCUCCCACUCAACAAUCUCCUGGCCAGUAAGAUCUGGACACCAGAUACCUUCUUCCACAACGGCAAGAAAUCUGUGGCCCAUAACAUGACCACACCCAAUAAGCUACUGAGGCUGGUGGAUAAUGGGACACUUCUCUACACAAUGAGGUUGACCAUUCAUGCUGAAUGUCCCAUGCACUUGGAAGACUUCCCCAUGGAUGUGCAUGCCUGCCCACUGAAGUUUGGAAGCUAUGCCUACACAAAGGCUGAAGUGAUCUAUUCCUGGACUCUUGGAAAAAACAAAUCUGUGGAAGUGGCACAGGAUGGCUCUCGCCUGAACCAGUAUGACCUGUUGGGCCAUGUUGUCGGAACCGAGAUCAUCAGAUCUAGUACAGGAGAAUAUGUCGUCAUGACAACAUACUUCCACCUUAAACGCAAGAUUGGUUACUUUGUGAUACAGACCUAUCUACCUUGCAUCAUGACUGUCAUCCUGUCCCAGGUUUCUUUCUGGCUUAACCGGGAGUCUGUUCCUGCCCGUACAGUCUUUGGGGUCACCACCGUCCUCACCAUGACCACCCUGAGCAUCAGCGCCAGAAACUCUUUACCUAAGGUGGCGUACGCGACGGCCAUGGACUGGUUCAUAGCCGUCUGUUAUGCCUUUGUGUUUUCUGCGCUGAUUGAAUUUGCCACUGUCAACUACUUCACCAAACGGAGCUGGGCUUGGGAUGGCAAGAAGGUGAUAGAGUCUCAGGAACAGAAGAAAAAAGAGCCGAUGACCUUGGCCAAGAAAGCAAACAACACCUACAACAUCGUGGGCACCACCUAUGCUCUCAACAUUGCCAAGGACCCUGGACUCUCCACCAUCUCCAAGAGUGCUGCAGCCAGUGCUACGGCAUCGGGGGCAGCUGUCUCCCCACCCAAGACACCCCACGUGGUAGAGAGUCCCCCUGAAACCAAGAAGACCUACAACAGUGUCAGCAAGGUGGACAAGAUCUCCCGCAUCAUCUUUCCCGUGCUCUUUGCCAUCUUUAAUCUGGUCUACUGGGCCACAUAUGUCAACCGGGAGUCAGCCAUCAAGGGCAUGAUCCGGAAACAGUAAAGCCACAGCUCCACACACUUCAUUGCCAAGAAGCGUCCCAGGAGACAAUGCCGACGGGUCUGCUCUCAUUUCCUUCAUCUCAUAAAGGCUUUGCUUUAGAACAUCGGCCAAGUUGUUUGGCUCACUUUGGGCUGUCAACUUCAAGAAAUGUCAAUAAGGAAACAUGCCUCUAACAUUGGGAGUCUGCCCUCCAUCAGGACCAUUUGCUUCUACCAGUUUUGGUUCACCAGCUUCCCCAUCCAGCCUACUCCCCUCAGCCCUGCCAAUCUUCAAAAGAAAGCCAGUGUGUGCAUCCCCAUUAUUCCUCGCUAACAUCCUAAAGUGUACAUACCUCUGUGAGUACCCUCCCCCAAGCCCACUCCCCAUGGAGUACUUUGGCUGGUCUUGGUAGUACAAAGUGAUGAGGCAGCACUUGGUGGUCUAGGCCAGACUCAUCAGCCUCAUGGGUGUAUUUAUCUGAGAUUCCAUAAUGAGGAUGAACAACGGCUGGAUUCCCAUACUCUCUCAUCUCCUGUUCCUUCUUCUCAAGACUCCCUUCAUGCCACAACGGUCAUUGUAGGCUACCAGAGCUCCUGGAUUAUGGGAAAAGGGGGGCAAGAGUGUCUGAGAAACAGUAGCACCCGUUUGUGGGGGCCCUGGCCAUGCCCACUUGUUUUCCUGGCCACACCAUCUCACCCUGACUGCCCUUAAAUAUGGCCUUUGUGGAGAGAAGUGACUGACUGCAGCUGGCUGUCCUUGCCCUUCUGCAUGCCCUCAAGAAGCACACUGGACACUUCUAGGAAGACAGUGAUCUCCCUGGGAGCACUGCUAAGAUCCUGAACCUGUCUGGAGGCACUGCUUUGGCUGGUCUUGUUGGCUCCUACAAAUAUUUUUGUUUCCUCCCCUAAUUCUCUCCUACAAAUUCUUGAGCAAAAGAAUAAAGUAUAUUUUUUUCAAGAGGAAAAGAAAACCAAGAAAACCACCAAGCAAAAGACUCUCUCCCAAGACAAAAGAAAUUCAAAACAAUCUCUAGCAAGUCAGGGAGCCAGAAACUCAGGGUGGGGUGAGGUGGCAAUCGGAUGGAUGGGGAGGGCUCUGAAAGGUUCCCUUCUGCCUUGGGUAGCUAAAGCCUCAAUGCUCUCAUCCAAUACGUCCAUGACCCAGGUUCUCUGUAGAGACAGGGGGCCAGAAGCCAAGGGGCCUUGUGUAAUUUGGAAGGCUUUUCUUGGCAGAGGGCAACCAGCUGGAGGGACAGGCCUCCCCAGAGUUCUGUCUCAGGUUGCUGAAGGCUCCACCUUCUCUAGUUUCUCCAGCCCAUUCCCACCAAAUCAAACUGCCUGCCAAGAUAAGAAGCCUGCUUGCUGUCCCAACUUGUCAAAGGCUCAACCUUCUCUCUAGCCAGCAGCACCCACUCAGACUCCGAGAGGACAAGAAGCCAGAAGCCAAGGGGCCUGUUGACAGCUGGGGAGAAUCUCUGUGGAGAUGGAUCCAUCAAAUGGAUGAACAGGAUGACUCAACCUUUUCCACAGCUGUCCCAGUUCCCCAUGCUGAGGGUCUCUGGUCUUCAGUACACUGAACCUCCUGACUCAGGCAUCGUCAUCAAGGCAGCCCCCAAAUGAAGCCUCCCCCUAAGGCCCCUCAUUUUGCUUCAUUGCUCUUAAAUGAAUAGUCUGCAUUUUCUUUAGACUGGGAGGUCCCAGAAUGCAAUUUCUGAGUUCUGGCUGUCUUUUUCUUCCUUGUCCUCCCCAUCCCUUGCCCCUCAACCCCAGGAUCCUGGGAUCCCCCAGAUGAAAAACUGACUUUUACUUUUCCCCAACUUAUGGCAUCACGAAGGCCAGAAAUCCCAAUAGGAAUAAAAGACUGGUAGGGACAGAAGGGAACCCCGACAAACUGGGGUGUUCAGUGGGAGAUGGAAUGAGAAUAAAAAGUCUGCUUGAAAGCCUACCUAGAGGCCAAUCCCUCCCACACUGAUUUGGGAUGGACUCAGGGCCUCUAUUUCAGCCACCCCUCUCUGCCUUCCUCUUUCUGACCAAAUUGGGGACAAUUUCUUCCUUUCUUCCCGGCCCCUGGCACCCCACUUCUCUCCAGUGAAGCCUAUCAGCCUAGGACACCUUCUCCCCAUUGCAAUCUCAAGGUCUUUCUCCAAAUGAGCAGUCACCUGCCCUGCAUGACUGGCUGGGAUGUGACCUUUUCAUUCCCUCCACAUUUAUCAUAGAGGGUCAGAGCCUCACUUGGUUAAAUGCCAUCGUCAUGCAUCUUGUGCAUACUGAUGUGUCCGCAGCCUGCAGGAGACAAGAUCCACCUGGAUUUCAAGGGAAUGUAGGACUCGGAGUGGGAAAAAGCACGAGGGACAAAUGUAUGCAAGAGGAGGGAGGAAUUCUAGGUGGGCAGGAAGAAAACCAGCCUUUCUAUUCUCUCUCAAACCUCAAUAAAAUGAGGAAAGGGGGACUAAUGGAAGGCCCUACCUGGAUAUUCCAAUCUUAAGCAGAGCCAUCCAGGGAAGCCCAUUGCUAUCCUCUUCCCUCCCUGAGUCCUCUUAUCACUAAUUCUACCACUGGCUCCAUGGAGUUUUCAGGAUUAGAGAAUCUUUUGCUUUUAGAUCAGGAAUAAGUUGUCGGUCCACUUUAAGAGGUGCCACUGCUUGUGGCUAAGGAAGAGAAGAUGGUUUUGGCAAGAUACAGAAUUCAGAUAAUGGCCAGAAAAUUCUAGGAGGAGAGGAAAGACUGAAAAAGGAGGAGAGGGCAGGCACAUAUAUGUGUAUCUACCUAAAGAAACAGUGGUUAGGGUUCUCAUCCAACCGAUGGGACAUUGAUGCCUUAGAUUCCCAUUGAUAUUUCUGUUAAUAUGGCUGAUUAUUUGAAAAGACUAAUUUGACAAGCAUAUCUUAAGAACUUAUUGUGGCAAGUACUGUGCUAGGUAGAAGGGAUACAUAACCCAAUACAAACAUAGGAAGAGGCUCUGCUUGGCCAAGACCGCCGGGGGCUAUGGAAGGUUUUUAAUUGAGUAUCAGAACAAGGAACCAGGCCCAGCCAAUAUACUCUUUGGUACCCAGAAAUCUGGAAAAACAGUGUUAACUCAAGGUUAAGGUCUUACUUAAUCUAACCCAUAAUCAAGGCAUAAGGCCUUCCUUGAACUAACAAAUGAUUAUCCUUCCCAAUAGAAUUGUAAACAAAGCUGUGAGUCCUAUAUUCUGUCUUAAUGGUUCUUCCCAGCAGGGAACUUUAUUCUUAGUUGCAACAUAUGUAUGCGGUGUAUAUGUGUGUGUGUCACAUGCACACCUUCAGAGGCUAAUGUUCUCAAUAGGGUAGACCCCAUGGAAAAUCAGAAUUUCUUUUUGUAGUUGGUUGUGAAGGAUAGCCACUUGCUAGUUUAAGACAGAUCCUGGUUAAUAGGAAAUGUUUCCAAGUUCAAAGAGAUUGUUAUUUACCAUAAACACUUUAAUGAAAGAAGUUCAAAAGAACCAAUGUUAGAGUUGAGACGAACAUGUAAACAGGAAUUUCUGUAAUGGAUUGGUUAAUUGGCCAUCUCUGUUGGAGACAGCCCAAGUAGCUUUAGCCAGGCUACCCAAAUGUACAUAGGAUUAGCAUGGAACUAGAUAUAUACAAGUAGACAAAGAUGUAUAUUUGUGUAUUUCCUUAGUAUAGAUGCAGACCCCAGCAACUGACUUGGGUCAGCAAGGGUUUUCUGUCAUAUAUUCAUUUGUGAAGAGAGGCUGGGGGAAGGGGGGGGGAACAAGUGAGUAUUAAAGGAGGAUAUCAAGUUUUCUGAUGUGAAUAUGGAUUAUGAACACAUUUUCCUAGUGGGAGUUGUUUGGAACCACUUCAGUCACCUCCUCUGUCAUCCCUGCCAUCACUAGGAUUAUUGCGAUUGCUCUUAGGGACAUUAAUAUCUGAGAUUCUUGAGCUUUGUGUUUCUGAAGAGCUCAGAACAAUUACCCAUGCCUCAUUUCCCCUCACCCUCUCAGAGGGAACAAUGAAGCAAGGUGUGGAAGAGGGCUAAAUACCAUUCCUUCCACUUGAGAGGUAGAGAAACUGAGGUGUCAGAAGGUCAAUUGACUUGCUCCAGAUAAAUGAGAUAUCGUUUGAUCCUUUUUUCUCCUUAGACUUUCCUUAUUUUUUUCUUCAUCCCUUUCUUCAGCUUCUUCAAAGUCUGAGGCUUUCCCCUGCUCGGUCUAGGCACCUUCCUUACCAUAUUGCCUCUUGGUCACUGUGGCACGAUAAAGCAUGCCUCUUCUUCUCCCUCAGGGCUGUUCCUAAGCCGAUUUCCAUAGCUGGGUCCAACCUUCUCUCACUCAUGUAUGCUUAGAGUUCUCUCAUCUUGGCUUGUUCUUUAAGAACUCCCCGCAGGAGAAAGUCUAUUCUGGAGCUUCUCAGACAAUGCUAUAUGGCCAUCUCAUUGAGUUCAGGAGCCAAUUUCUCUCCUUAGCCAUGGAAACUUCCUAGAUUCCAAUUACCCAUGCUGGUUGUGUCUCCUCCCACCCCCCACACCUGCAUGGGCAAACUCUGGUGUGUCCAGACCUAAUUCAGGACAUUCUGCCCCUUUUUGUCAGCUCGGCUCCCCAAAUUGUGCAUGCAAAUUUUUUUUUGGCAAACACAGUUCUGCUGUGAGAAGUGUGCUUUGGAAACUGCCAUUUACAAAAUUUUCUGUGUGUGGCACUGGGGGGCAAAGCCGACAGCAGUGGCCAUGCUGAGGCUUUUUAUUGAUUAAUCAAAGACCCGGUUAUUCUCAGAGAUGCUGAGUGACCCCAGGGUUCAGGUCUUGGAAUUGUUCUCAGAACAGUUUGUCCAGUAGGAUGAGCUUCACAAGACUCAGACGCUAAAGAUGGUGCUGGCUUCAAUGACAUGGGAGCCACUGGAAAGCCUGGCUGAACAGCUCCUCCUCACUGAGGUCCCUUCCUCAUUCCUAACAACAGCAUGCCCUGCCCUUCAAUAAGGGCUCCCCCCUUCCCCUCCACUAGGCUAGGAUUUUGGCUUCCAAACUGUGAGAGCCACUGUUAGGCAACAUCCCCACCUUGAAAUGGAGAAGGCAACCUGAGCAAUCUCUGUUCCCUGGCCACAGGUAAUCAGACCACCCCCCAUUUUAGUCACCCUUCCCCUUUCUUUUCAUAGUCAACACCCUGCCUGGUUGGGUCUCUAGCCUCAGCAGCCCUCAGCAGUCACAUCCUUCUCCCCACCUUCAAUCAGUCAAAGCCUGAGCUGACCAGAUUGUCUAUAAGGCAGAAAUUAAUCUUGUCCCCCAGUAGCAGCAGCACAAAAGGAAUGGGGGUUCUCUACUUGGAAAGGAAUAGGCAUAAAGCAGUUAGCAACAGUCUUGAAAGACCAAGCCCUGGUUAGCUGCUAUUAGCCCAUCAGCUAUUCUGGGCAAGUCCAUCUUAUUAAUAUUGGCCUUACUGGACCAAGCUGGUUAGUGUAAACUGAACCCCAAUCUAAAAACACCCUAGGUUCCUUUGCCUUCUUAUAAAUGAAAGAUAAAAGGCAAGGCUAGAUACCCAUAAGAUAGAGCUCUUGCCCAAUCCCCAGGUGAAAGCACUGACCUGGCGACAAUAUGAGAAACUCAGCUUUUCUUUUACCAAUCUACCCAAUGGCUUUGGGUCAUCUACCCGCUGACAACAAAUAGAUGGAUCUCCUAUCAACACUAAUCAACAGAUUGAUGAACUGGGCACUGAGCUGCGACAAAAUGGAAACGGGCCUGACUUGGAGGGAAAUCCCCCAUCCUAUACAGAGAUACCAUGGAAUAGCAUGUGUUUAUUCACAGUUUCACUGUGACCCUUCAUGUCCUGAGCUGUGAUUUGGCAGGCCAAGUAACAGGAUUUGAAAAGAAAAAAAAGCUCACCAAGACAUCUCUUUCAAAAACAAAGAAGUACCAGAUGCACGAGAAGGUCUACACCCUUUUCUGUUCCUCAUCCAGCAUUACCCUAGCAGGACAUGUCUCAGGUGAACAGAGGGUUUUCAAGAUGGUGGCCUUGGCCAUUCUAGCUUGGCAUGCCCACACUGGCCUCCACCCAGGCAUAACAAAAAACAUGCUCCAUGAGGCCAUGGCUAGGACACACACACUUCCCCCAAAUACUCUACGCGUCUGCCUCUGCUAGUUGCCUCCUCUCCUCUUCCUUGCUGUCUAUAUUGUUUGUGUGCCCUUCCCUAUGAAAGAGACCCGGGCCAUCCACAGUGGUAAUGCAUGACAAUCCCAUUAUUCUGAACACUGUGUCUGUGAAGUAAUUAAUGGUUAGAGAAAUGUACACUUUAUGGAAUGGUGGGGGGGGGUAGGGUUAGUUUAUUGAGUGGCUGUUAAUGAUCUUCUUAAAGGAAUUUCUUAUGGAAACUGUGACCUUUUCCGCUCUGUAGAAUUGUGAUUCCCAAUGCUUUUGGUGCAAUGUUUAAUGCCUGUUCAA